Messenger RNA from Ixodes scapularis (black-legged tick), 1861 nucleotides. RefSeq lists its product as uncharacterized. The transcript has a single exon. Bases 736 to 1647 code for a protein of 303 amino acids. The record is from RefSeq and is a predicted model, not a curated record. NCBI's taxonomy places the organism in Eukaryota, Metazoa, Arthropoda, Arachnida, Ixodida, Ixodidae.
GUGGCGAAACGAAAUUAACGCCGUUUACCAGACGGCAGGAUUGUAUUCGCGGCCAAGCGUUCCCGUUAAACUUUGCCGGGCAGAUGCCUUUACUUCCAGACAGCGUGCUCAAAACAAUGGCAAAAGCGGCAGCAUUGAACAGGCACGACCAAACUAGUCCCCUGUAUCUUUCAGAUAACAGGAGCGCUGCCGGGACAACACUGCCGUGAUUUGAACUUCAAAUCUGCUGACUUCGGAGCUACGAGCCUGCCUACUCCAGACAAGGCUCGGUCGACCGUGACGUCGCCACUGCUAACAUCAAGCGCUUCCGUCGACCAAGCUGAAGCUACAAAAGGCACCUCAGCGGAGCCUUUCCUUCACAUUGGCAGCAGCGGCAGCAUUGAACAGGCACGACCAAACUAGUCCCCUGUAUCUUUCAGAUAACAGGAGCGCUGCCGGGACAACACUGCCGUGAUUUGAACUUCAAAUCUGCUGACUUCGGAGCUACGAGCCUGGCUACUCCAGACAAGGCUCGGUCGACCGUGACGUCGCCACUGCUAACAUCAAGCGCUUCCGUCGACCAAGCUGAAGCUACAAAAGGCACCUCAGCGGAGCUUUUCCUUCACAUUGGCAGCAGCGGCAGCAUUGAACAGGCACGACCAAACUAGUCCCCUGUAUCUUUCAGGUUGGUGUUCUUUUAUUCCCUAGUACCAGGUUUUAUGCCGCUGCUGCUGCUGCUGCUGUCAAGGUGUAGCCAUGAGUUCCAAUGGUCAGUGUAAAACUUGUGAAAAACAAUUCGUAUCGUCCGAUUCGAAAAUUGCGUGCAGCGACUGUGAUGGUAGCUACCACACGGGAAAAUGUUCUGGAAUUUCUGACAAAACAAUCAAAACGAAGGGCGAAGCGUAUCGUUUAGCUUGGCGCUGCCCAGCCUGUCGUCGUUUAAAAUCCUGUGCACAAGCUCGGAAUCCUACACUGAGUGACGACUUGGAAACGCAAGAUGUGCGACAAAUGCUAAGGGUGAUCAAUGAGAAACUUGACCAGCUUUUACCGCUCAGAGAAGUAGUUGAGGGCAUUGAAGAUUCAAUGCAAUUUUGGAGCGAGCAGUACGACGAACUGCGGGAACGAACAGAACAAAAUGAAAAGGACAUCAAAGACCUAAAACGCAGAAUGGAAAAACUUGAGGCGCAGGACGUUGAAGUAAAUCAGAUGCAAUGCGAAAUCGAUAACCUUGAAUGGAGAAGCCGGCGCCUUAACCUCGAGUUUCAUGGAAUACAGGUAACCGAAAAGGAAAAUUUGCUGAGCAAACUAAACGUACUUGCCACACAGCUCGAACUGCCACAGCUUUCUGAUAUGGACGUGGUGUCCAUUCACCGUCUGCCUUCAAGGAAAGAUAAAACGCCGGGCGUAAUCUGCCGCUUUGCAAGACAGGCUGAUAGAGAUAGAUGGUGGGAAAGCAGAAAGAAGUUACGUGAUUCGAAUGACACUCUGUUUCUACUUGAAAACUUGACAAGACGAUCCCGUUCUCUACUUUUCGAAACGAAAGCCUGGGCCAAAAGGAACAGUUAUAAAUACGCGUGGCACAGCAAUGGCCGAGUGCUUGUGCGCAAGUCUGAUGGAAGCCGCGCGGUGGUAAUCUCUAAUAUUGCCGACCUAGAUAAGCUUCGAUAAGAAAUGAGCAAUCGACUAUCUAUGGCAAGUACAGCCAGCGAAUCAUACUUACUUCCGAAUUCUUUUGAAAGGCAUCUAGGAAAACCGUUCUUGCGGUCGUUUAAAUGUUUUCACUUGAAUAUACGCUCAAUUAAAAAUAAAGAAUCCGAUCUUUGUCUAUUAUUUGAUAAUUUUGGGCUGCAAUUUGAUGCAAUAUUGCUAACCGAGACAUGGU